Haliotis rufescens (red abalone) is the source of this 378-nucleotide messenger RNA. RefSeq lists its product as uncharacterized. The record is from RefSeq and is a predicted model, not a curated record. NCBI's taxonomy places the organism in Eukaryota, Metazoa, Mollusca, Gastropoda, Lepetellida, Haliotidae. Bases 1 to 378 code for a protein of 125 amino acids. The transcript is spliced from 2 exons.
AUGUCCGCAGUGGCGUUCUACUGUUUUAACUCGGAAGUGUGGGGCCAGAGUAUGCUCCUCCGUGUCAACCCUAGGGGCAUAAGUUACGACGCAAUAGACGCCACAGAUCAACACGGCGUCAGCAUGGACGGGUGCGACAAGGCGUCCUUCACAUUUGACUACGCCACGGGAGUGUACAGUAGAGUCGUCAACAUCACUGAUGACGACAGUAACAGAUGCGGAGGCGUUGUGACGGAGGAGGGGGUUUGGCAAUGGGCUUUCCGUUUCCAAGAACGUACCGGGGUGUUGUCCCUUGCAGACCUCAACGUCGUCGUCAAAUGCGACUUCAGCAAGGCUGACACACUGUCAGGCGACGACGAUAUAGGCAUUGAGGGGUAA